GAGAAGAACGAAUUGUUUUCUCGCCUUUCUUCACAAGAUAUUGGGAAAAUGUCCCCGGAUUGACAGAAAGCAUAUUUUUCAGCCAUCACUACCGUUUGGUAAUGGAUUAAUUCACAUCGCAUUGUGCGGGUUUGUCGUGAUCAAUUCAAAAUCAGAGGUGGGAUAUCAAUUUCUGUUAUUUGCGGACAUCGACUCUGGUAACGAUGCUGUACUAGAGUGGCUAAAUGAUGCAGGGCAGCUCUGCAGUCGCUUGUAAGACGCCUUUCAGAACAGGGAGUUAGUUUUCGAUGACAAAAAUCGAAAAUUUGUGUUUGGGAUGUCGAUUUCUUACAGAUAUGUAUUGAUAAGGACUUUUCCUUUUCCUAUUUGGACCCUCAUCAAGGACUUUGAGAAUUGACAUUCGUGAGAACCUCACAUGUUUAAUUACCUAUUGUGGGCUCGGAGAAAUCCCUCCCUCCAGUUUACUGGGCUGUAUUGAUCACGAGCUCUCACACUACGCCAGUUUCGACCCUUUAAUUCUCGACAUCCAACCCUCGUUUCUUGGGCCACGGUUUGCCAUGCUUUGAGGGGAUGUGAAUAGCAGGACCUAUAUUCACUGUCAGAUCUAGCGGGUGAAUGCACAGACUUCAGUUGACAAACAUAGUCCCACGCGGGCCUGACAUCAACAAGCGUCUCCCUCCGCGAUACAAUAUAGUGCGCUUGGGCUGACAGAUAACUUCAGGUGUAUGGACUGCUGGCGUUGGAUGUCGCCUCACACGUAACAGGAUACAUUGCUUACGUGACUCUGUUUUGGAGUAAUGUAGGUCACUCGUGGACGCUAUUCACGGUAAAACAAAAUGGCGACAAGGGGAGGCCGUCUACCUAGCUGCCUGUGGUGACGAGAGGACAUCUUGCUAUCUCAAUGACCCGUGGUCAAGCAUGGAAAAGGAAGGAAGAAUUUGAAGUUAAAACAACGAACGAAUAAUGACGAAAAAAACUGGCGCGGAUGUGGAUCCUAAGAGUCGAGCGUCACUUUUGCCUUCGGGAAAAAAGCCAUUGCGCAGACGACGAUCUUCGCGGGAAAAUUCGGAUGAUUACAAGGCAAAACGUGUACGGAGACAGAAUGACUCCAACUGUACAAUGUGCCUCCGUGGAACUCUCCAUUGUUACAAUGUCUGUAUAUUGGUUAUUGGCUGUGCGUCGCUUGGCGUGGGGGUAUGGCUUCUUGUCACCGACUUCGGCGCGAGGAAAGUCACCCCUAUUGUGGAUAACCAGCUGUAUGAAGUGACGACAUACCUCCUCAUCGCCGGGGGUGGGGCUGUAGCCCUCCUAGCCUUCUGUGGGUGCUGCGGCACAAUACGAGAAGAUAAAUGCGUUUUAUCAUUUUAUGGCACAACGUUAGCUAUAGUAUUAAUAAUACUGGGCGUGGCGUCAGGCUUGUCGUUUUUCUUCCGGGGCGCGCUUGCUUCUCACAUAAAGUCCCGUAUGCGCGACACGUUAACGGAAAAGUACGGCAUAGGUACACGAACGUUACCUGAACACAAGCGCAUUACGGAGGCGUGGGACUCCAUGCAGCGACAGCUCGGCUGCUGUGGCAUCUCUGGCAACAGCACUUCAACCGAUUCCUGGGCAUUCUAUUCCACUAACACUUUGUGGUAUAAUGAAAUGCAGAAUGACCAAGGUAAAAAGCUCCAGAAGGUGCCAGACAGCUGCUGCCGGGAGGGGGACAAGGCCAUCUGCACGGGACAAACCUACUUCCCCGGACCCCCCAACCAUCUCAACCCUCAGAAGGAGAGGUUCAAAAAGAUAAACCCCCACCUCUACACCACAGGCUGUUAUGACCAGCUGAUGGAAUAUUUGUUGACCUAUUCCGCCGUUGCUGGCAUAGUCUCUGCAAUCGUGCCGAUCUUUUUGAUCUUUGGUAUCAUAAUGUCAUUCUGUCUGUGCGUUAGAGUAAGUGGUACGUCACCGGACGACGAGGUAGAGUUAUAGGCCUUUGAAGGUACUUUCCGUCCAAUCAGGCAGUGCCUACUUUAUGCAAAUGAGGACACGUGACACUCAAACAUUAACCAUGAUCAAAGAUGGCUGACAUGAUGGAGAUAAUUCGGUUGAGGAAACAGUUGUCCGGAACUUGUGGAUUAAGGCGUUUUAAAGAUGCAACAUCUGUGAUGACACAAGUCCGGAGCGGUUAUAAGACGUAAACUACUUUAAAAGAGGCGGAUCCAUGGAACGGAAGGAGUUUUUAUAUCAGAUUCAUCGAAGCGUUGCCGGGAGUCCAGAUUCGGAUGGUUCCACCGACAGACUUGAACAAGGGAUGAAGCCUGUUCCCAUAUUGUGUUUUCAGUAUAUUGUGCGCUGCCGAACUUACACAUGUUACAAAUUUAUGAAUAUGCGACAAUGAGACUGAUGAUUGUUAUUAUUAUUAUGUGUUUUCCAAUCAAUUCACCGUAUCCUGCAACAUGACGAUUCAGGGAAUUGCUGUAAGCAACUUUUCCCUUACAUUCAAGUCCACUCUUUCUCACAUUCCCAGUCAGUUGCCUUCAUGGAAAAAUGGCCCAUCUACUCGGCAGCCUGUACCAGACAUUCCCCCACGUCUCGAGGGGCUUCCACAUCCGGGCCUUGCACGCAUGCGCAGAGUGCAUAUGAUAAGAAAAAGUGACAGGCCGGCAAGAAAUAGUACAGCGUGUUUUGUUUGUUUUUCCAUUGCUUAGCCUCGGGUGAAAGGAUUUUCUUUUCGUAACAUAACAUGUUGAUUUUGUAUUCAAGGUUUAGCGUUUCUAAAUCGGGCUUUCUUAAUGAAACUGUUUUCCGGAAUAAUGUCAUUGUUCCUGUUUGUGAUAUGCUAGUCUGGUUGCUAUGUUCCUGACAUCGUAGAACCGUCGGCAGAACAGUUAAAACUAACAAACUAACACACAGAAUGGUGGCAUUUACGUCGCAAACAAACUUAAAUAUAAUACUGUCAUAUCCUUAAUGUGUAAGCAUUCCCAGAACUGUAUUCAUUUAUUAUCCCAAAAA
Messenger RNA from Haliotis rubra (blacklip abalone), 2994 nucleotides. Its product is annotated as tetraspanin-18-like. Gene Ontology annotation, cellular component: membrane. The transcript has 11 exons. The record is from RefSeq and is a predicted model, not a curated record. NCBI's taxonomy places the organism in Eukaryota, Metazoa, Mollusca, Gastropoda, Lepetellida, Haliotidae. Bases 964 to 1971 code for a protein of 335 amino acids.